AUGACGUCUCCUACCCAACGCCGCCAUCGCGGUUCGACCGACGAAUAUGGCCACGGUGUUUUUGACGAUGCCAAAACGUACUACACCUCAGAUGAGCGUCAUGUUAACCGAGCUGGCCCUCGAACUCGAACAUACUCUCAGAACAGCUUGCUCAAGCAAAUCGAGCGCCUGGGACUUCGUGAGCCCUUUCGUCGCGGCAGUCAUGCUAAUAUGCUGACUACGAUUCCUGUAGACGAAUCGACCAUUCCCCAUAACCGAAAGUUUCUCAUCCAGGUAGACGAGACUCUGGAGAACUUGCAAGCUCAGGAAGACACCGAUGGAAACAUGCAGAUCACCAUUGAGGACAAUGGUCCCAAGGUGCUAUCUUUGAGAACCGCCGCUUCCGCUGGCCACAAUCGAUUCGACGUUCGAGGAACAUACAUGCUCUCCAACCUUCUGCAGGAACUUUCACUUGCAAAAGAGUAUGGCCGAAAGCAGAUCAUCCUUGACGAGGGUCGAUUGAACGAGAACCCAGUCAACCGCCUAUCUCGACUCAUCCGCGACCAUUUCUGGGAGGGAUUGACCAGAAGAAUUGAUGCCUCAAGUGUGGAGAUUGCGGCAAGAGAUCCCAAAGACUGGACGGACGACCCGCGCCCCCGUAUUUACAUCCCGGUUGGCGCUCCAGAGCAGUUUGACUUCUAUACCAAGGUGGCCAAAGAUAGGCCAGAGAUCCGUCUGGAUGUUCAGAAGCUCCCCGAGAUUAUCACUCCUGAGCUUGUCCGCGACAUGAAUGCAAAGCCAGGUCUUCUCGCCGUCGAGAUGGAAAAGAUCAAGGAUCCCAAAACUGGCGAGGACACUUUGAGGGGCCUUCCCUUUGUUGUGCCGGGUGGACGCUUCAACGAACUCUAUGGCUGGGACAGCUACAUGGAGUCUCUUGGCCUCCUUGUGAACGACAAGGUUCACCUCGCUAAGUCUAUGGUGCAGAACUUCUGUUUCUGUAUCCGCCAUUAUGGCAAGAUUUUGAACGCUACUCGUUCGUACUAUCUGUGCCGUUCUCAGCCUCCUUUCCUUACCGAUAUGGCUCUCCGCGUCUACGAGAAGAUUAAGCAUGAACCCGACGCCAAGGAGUUCCUGCGAACUGCCAUACUAGCCGCUAUUAAAGAAUACCACAGUGUAUGGGUUGCUGAGCCGCGUCUGGAUCCUGUGACGGGUCUUUCGCGUUACCGACCUGAGGGCUUGGGUGUUCCGCCUGAGACUGAAGCUGGCCACUUCGUUCACAUCCUGGAGCCGUAUGCCGAGAAGCAUGGCAUUACGUGGCAGGAAUUUGUACAGGCUUACAACAAGGGCGAGAUAAAGGAGCCUGAGCUGGACGAGUAUUUCAUGCAUGAUCGAGCUGUACGUGAAUCCGGUCACGAUACAACCUACCGAUUCGAGGGAAUAUGUGCCAAUCUUGCAACUAUCGACUUGAAUUCGCUUCUUUUCAAGUAUGAGACGGACAUUGGCCGUACAAUCCGCACUGUCUUCGACGAUAAGCUCGUUAUUCCCGAAGAGUUUGCUGUUGGUUCUGUCAAGGGAGGCGACGUGGUGACGUCGGCAAUCUGGGACCGCCGCGCGAAGCGCAGAAAGCUUGCCAUUGACAAGUACCUAUGGAACGAGAAGGAGGGUAUGUACUUCGACUAUGACACUGCCAAGAAGGAGCAGUGCUCAUACGAAAGUUGCACUACCUUCUGGGCCCUAUGGGCAGGUGUGUCCACGCCCAAGCAAGCCGCAGACAUGGUUCACAAGGCCUUGCCCAAAUUUGAGGCCUUUGGUGGCCUUCUAUCGGGUACGGAGGAAUCUCGUGGUGAGAUUGGAUUGGAGAGACCCAACCGUCAGUGGGACUACCCAUACGGCUGGGCUCCACAGCAGAUGCUUGCCUGGACCGGUCUGGUCCGAUAUAGCUUCACUGAAGAGGCCGAACGCUUGGCGUACAAGUGGUUGUUCAUGAUCACUAAGGCCUUUGUUGACUUCAACGGAGUCGUCGUUGAGAAAUACGACGUAACUCGACCCAUCGACCCUCACAGAGUCGACGCAGAGUAUGGCAACCAGGGCCUUGACUUCAAGGGUGUUGCGAAGGAAGGAUUCGGAUGGGUCAACGCCAGUUACGUCUAUGGACUGCAAAUUGUUAACGCACACAUGAGACGCGCCUUGGGAACACUCACCCCAUACGAGACCUUUGUCAAGGCUAUCGAACAGAACAACGAAAGAUCUCUUGCAGAACUUUCUUGA
Messenger RNA from Colletotrichum truncatum, 2247 nucleotides. The record is from RefSeq and is a predicted model, not a curated record. NCBI's taxonomy places the organism in Eukaryota, Fungi, Ascomycota, Sordariomycetes, Glomerellales, Glomerellaceae.